CCGGGAGCUCUCGCGAGAUCGGCGUAAUUGGGGCCUCCGCUUCCGGCGGCGGGAGCGGUGCAGAGUCAGCUGCGGGCGGGGGGCGCCACCGGUACCGGCACCGGCACCAGGAUCCGACCUCGCCUGCGGACGGAGCCAGCCAGCGCCGCCGUCACCAUGGGCAACAUCUUCGGGAACCUGCUGAAGAGCCUGAUCGGGAAGAAGGAGAUGAGGAUCCUGAUGGUGGGGCUGGACGCUGCCGGCAAGACCACGAUCCUCUACAAGCUGAAGCUGGGGGAGAUCGUCACCACCAUCCCCACCAUAGGGUUCAACGUGGAGACAGUGGAGUACAAGAACAUCAGCUUCACCGUGUGGGACGUGGGUGGGCAGGACAAGAUCCGGCCCCUCUGGAGGCAUUACUUCCAAAACACCCAGGGGUUGAUCUUCGUGGUGGACAGCAACGACCGGGAGCGAGUGAACGAGGCGCGGGAGGAGCUGAUGCGGAUGCUGGCGGAGGACGAGCUGCGGGACGCAGUGCUGCUGGUCUUUGCCAACAAGCAGGACCUGCCCAACGCCAUGAACGCUGCGGAGAUCACAGACAAGCUGGGGCUGCACUCCCUGCGCCACCGCAAUUGGUACAUCCAGGCCACCUGUGCCACCAGCGGGGAUGGGCUCUACGAGGGGCUCGACUGGCUUGCCAACCAGCUCAAGAACAAGAAGUGAGCAGGGCAGCAGCCGUCGGCCCCUGCCCCUUCCCUCUGCCCCCUUAGCCCCUUCCCUGGGGCUGUGCCAGGCCCGCUGACCCCACCCCCCCCCCUCUCCCUACACCCCUCCCCGCCCCCGGCUGCCCCCUGCCUACCUCCCCCCGGUUGGGUUUUGCUUUCUCCUGGCACCGGUUGCUGUGAGGUUCUUUUUGCCUUUCUUUGGGUUCCCCUCGGACCUCCUGUGUGUGUGCGUGGAACUAGAGCUCCAUCUGACCCACCGGGGAGGGGGCAGAGCCCUGCGAGAGAUAGGGGGGGAGGGGGUGGGCACACAGGGACCACUUCAACGCUGCCCUGCCUUGGGGGGGGGGGAAGGUUUUGGGGGGUGGGGAACGACCACGCCUGGGCACUCUGUACCUUUUGCAUGUCCCCUGCACCCUCUCUGCCUUCCUCUUGGACCAAAUGUGGGGGGCUGCAGGGGUCUCAGUAGGGGCAUUUGGGACCAGACACAUCCCCCCCCCCCCUCCCCCCUCCUCAUGUGCCCCAGUUCUCUUCUUCCCCCCCCCACCCUAAACCCAGGGGUGUCCUACAUGUCCCUGCCCCCUCCCCCCACUCCCCUCCCCCAGUGUCACUUUGAGGCAGGUCUCCUCCCCGCAGCGCAAUCCCUACGGGGGGGGGAGGUGUGGCGAUGUUGGGACCCUCUCCCCCCCCCCCCCAAACGGUCUUUGUGUCCGUCCCCCCCCACCCCCCACUCGCACUCCCCCCCCUCCCCCCUCAAUCCAAGCUGUGCCUCUCCUCCCCACCCUGGCUGCCUGCACCCUAACCCGAUGCCAGCAUAGUGAUUGUAUGUCCCUGCCCCUCACGGACGGACGGACGGACAGGUGGCCCCGUGCUGUACCCCCCCCACCCCUCCCCCAACCUUGGCACCGUAUUUAUACCCCCCUCCCCCCCUCCCCACCCUCCUCUCCUCCUUCCUUUCCCCCCUCCCCCCCCCCCGGGUCUGUGCUUGGUGUGACGUGUCGCUGCGGCUCUGCCCCGUCCGGGGACUUGUGUACUCGCCCCCUCCCCUCUCCCCACGCCUGAGAUGGUGUGGUAAAGCCCCCUCCCCAGCCCCCCCCCCCUUGGAUAUUAAACAUGUUUUAUGUA
Molecule: messenger RNA, 1826 nt
Organism: Pogoniulus pusillus (Red-fronted tinkerbird)
Lineage: Eukaryota; Metazoa; Chordata; Aves; Piciformes; Lybiidae
Gene: ARF3
Product: ADP ribosylation factor 3
Exons: 5
Coding region: 157-702 (181 amino acids)
Biological process (GO): vesicle-mediated transport; intracellular protein transport
Cellular component (GO): plasma membrane; cytoplasm
Molecular function (GO): GTP binding; GTPase activity
Source: RefSeq, a predicted model, not a curated record